Messenger RNA from Stylonychia lemnae, 519 nucleotides. The record is from the annotation of a GenBank genome assembly. NCBI's taxonomy places the organism in Eukaryota, Ciliophora, Spirotrichea, Sporadotrichida, Oxytrichidae.
AUGGCUUACCCAGAUAAUACUACAAUCGGUCAUCAAGGACUCGCAUUCUUAUCAAUUCUACUUAUCGUCCUUGAAUAUGAAAUGGUCACUAUUGCUCAAGUAUUUAAAAGAGGCAAAGUAUUCAACAAGGAAUUUAUGAGCCAAUUCGAUGAAUAGCACGAGAAAGAAGUGGGUGGAAAAGCCCCAGCUCUCGGAUACCCUGAUACUGGAAAUGGUAGAUAUGCAGCCAGACUUAACUAUGGAGACUGGUUCUCAUUCAACAACUGGCAAAGAGUCCAUUAUAACUUUUUGGAAUAGAUUACCCCAAUGAUUAUUUGGAUCUUUAUUGGUAGCUUUUACCAGCCUUUAGCCGCUGCUAUCCUUGGAUUCGUGUAUUUCUUCGGAAGAAUCUUCUACUCAAUUGGAUAUUGCAAAAGCCCAAAGCACAGAACUGCUGGUGCCAUUAUCUGCGAUCUUGGUUACAUUGGAGCCUUCAUUUUGUCAAUUGUCUCAAUUGCUUAAUGGCAGAAAUAUGAUUGA